GAGAAGACACAGGCGGAGAGGGUGAAAGAGGACGCUCUUGCACGCUCAGACGCCGCAUCUCCCGCCGGGGAACCCUCACCUGUUACUGAGGCUGAACCCCAGCCCACCCCUACCCCAACGGAACUUCCUCAAACACAAGCGCACGCAAGCCCCCUGACAACACAGAGCAACAUGCCCAUGUGGGUCAGCUUCUUCUCCGGAGGGCGGAACCUGGCACGGCCAUUGAUCAAGCAGGGAGAGGGAAUGGAGGUGAUGAUGAUUGAUGAGGAGGCGACAGGAGCGGGAGCUGGCGGGGGUGUGGGAGUAGGUCCUGUUGGCGCUGGUGCGGCAGGCGGUGCGGGUAGUGGGAGUGGGACGACAUCUAGUGUGACUGGGAGUGGGGUUGGUGGCAGUGGUGCUAGUGCUCUGACAGCACAGGUUGAUGCCGGGACAUCUCUAAGACCCUCAUCGGCCGUUGCGUCCUUCAGUGCCAUCCAGACACCGUCGAGCAGCGUCCCCAACACAGGCAUCACCAACGCCCCCAAUUCUACCACUGCUAAGGAAGGAUCGAAGCGCAGUACUGCUCAAGAAGCUGCCAAAGCUGCUGGGACUGCCAAGGAAGCGGUAAGGGCGGCUCGGUGCGCGUCUAAGGAGCCUCUCAAGCCCGGUCCUGGGGAGAAAGAUGUAGGAAAAGAUGUCAAACCGAGCAGUCUGCCUAAGGAUACGCUCAAGAUUACUCUGGUCGGUGGGACGGGGAGUAAGCCAGGGAGCAUCAAAGCUGGCACAUCACCUGGUUCUCCGGCACUAACUGUCCCCCCGAAAGCUCCCACGCCUGAGCCCAAAGAUGCCCCUGCCUCUCCGCUCACUGUCAACCCCAAGCUCAAGAAGGCACUUGCGGACAGCAAGCGCGCUGCUCCUGUGACAGCCAAGAAGGACAAGGCCGAGCCUUCACCGCCUUUGCCGAACUUCCUCCUACCUACAUUCCAGGACGUGUUCUACCAUCCCCCUCUGUCUUUCCGCCCUCCGGAGGCGGACGGGAAGCCGUCUGGCGCACUGAAGAAGACGAUGCGCUACGUGAACAAGUUCCUUGGCGCGCCGCCCAACUACCGCCCAGUGCUGAUCGAUCCUGAGCUGGCGGAGUAUCAGCGCCGUCUGGAGAAGGGCAAGGGACGGGAAGGAGAAGAGGUACCAGUUCCCCUCUCGGCUAGCAGCAAAGCGAUGCAGGAAAAGUCCCAGGUAGAGCGAAUGAAGCUCGAGGGCAUGCCAGCGCUGAUGCCUCGUAGCUGGGCUGUGAUGGGCGUUGACCGGCUUGGUGAGAUGAGGGCUGUCAAGCGGGCUGUCGUCGUUGGUAUCCAUGGCUGGUUUCCCGGAGGGAUGUUGAGGAGUGUGCUGGGGGAGCCGACGGGGACGAGUGCAAAGUUCGCCCAGAUGCAGAGGGAUGCGUUGUUGGAUUAUCUUCAGAAGCACGAUAUCAAGCUUGAUACACUCACAGAGAUUCCGCUCGAAGGAGAGGGCACAAUCGCACACAGGCUGGAGAAGCUCUACUCGACACUCACGUCUAAUGAACUGUGGAUGAACGACAUCCACCAAGCCGAUGUUAUCCUCUUCGCAUGUCAUUCUCAGGGAUCGAUCGUGACUUGCCAGAUCAUGGACCGCUUGCUCGAGGAAGGGCACAUCUAUACUGGCUACCCGGAGCAGACUGCGGGGGAGACGAUCGUAAAGCUUCAGACCCAAGGACCAGCCAUCCCGAGAAAAGUACAGCGAGUCGUUUGCCUCGCGCUGUGUGGAAUCCAUCUCGGCCCGCUCCUCUACCUCAAUACCAGCGUCCUCACACAGCCUUGGCUUCAUUAUGUGGAGACGGCUGCAGCGCGUGAGCUCUUCGAGUUCCAAGAUACGGAGAGCGAUGUGUCGAAGCGGUACGUGUCGGCUCUCGGAAGAGUGCUCGACCAUGGCUGCAAGUUCGUCUACAUUGCUUCGCUCAACGACCAAGUUGUGCCCAUCUACUCUGGCGCGUUUGUGAACGCCUCACACCCGCUCAUCCUUCGCGGCCUGUACGUCGACGGCGAUGCCUACAGCUCGACAGACUUCCUCACCAACUUACUUGUCCUCUGUCUUCGCCUGCGAAACGCAGGCCUCACCGAUGGAGGCCUUGUUGUCCACCUGUCCGAAGCGACAGCUGGCUCGCUCAACGGCGUCGGCCAUAGUUCUGCAUAUGAAGAGAUGGCGUGUUACACACUUGCCGUACGCUUUCUUUUCGAGACCAACAACACUCCCGGACCGCUCCCUCCUCUCGAGCUGGAGCCUUUCUCUGCGCGCGAGUCGCGUAAUGACUACGAAAUACCGUGGAUCCUUAACGAACUUGUCACCCACCCGGCCGUACAAGAAUGGUUCCUGUCUGAGAUUGAAGAGCUGCGUGCAGCGUUCGACGACUGGAAGCCAAAGACCGCGGCACUGAGAGAUAUCAGGAGGAAGCUAGAACCGAUCAAGCGGAAGGGGCGAAAACUCAACCGGAUCGUUGUUGGUCCAAGCCGUUUGUAACAU
Messenger RNA from Dacryopinax primogenitus, 2520 nucleotides. RefSeq lists its product as uncharacterized. The coding region runs from base 172 to 2517 and encodes 781 amino acids. NCBI's taxonomy places the organism in Eukaryota, Fungi, Basidiomycota, Dacrymycetes, Dacrymycetales, Dacrymycetaceae. The transcript has 2 exons. The record is from RefSeq and is a predicted model, not a curated record.